Messenger RNA from Microthlaspi erraticum, 1175 nucleotides. The record is from the annotation of a GenBank genome assembly. Lineage: Eukaryota; Viridiplantae; Streptophyta; Magnoliopsida; Brassicales; Brassicaceae.
AUGUUCCAUGGAUUGCCAAGUGAAGACCCCAUUGACCACCUUGAUGAGUUUGAUAGGCUUUGUGAUUUGACAAAGAUCAAUGGUGUCUCUGAAGAUGCCAUCAAGCUGAGACUCUUUCCUAUGUCUCUAGCUGACAAAGCUCACCAAUGGGAGAAGAGCUUGCCCCAUGGCACAAUCACCACUUGGGAUGAAUGCAAGAAGGCCUUUCUUGCUAAGUUUUUCUCCACCGGUCGCACAGCCAAGCUUAGAGGAGAGAUAUCCAGCUUCAUCCAGCGAAACAAUGAGACAUUCGCAGAGGCUUGGGAGAGGUUCAAAGGCUACACAAGUCAGUGCCCACACCAUGGAUUCAACAAUGAAUCACUACUCUCCACUCUUUAUAGAGGAUGCUUGCCUAGGUAUAGGGAGAUGCUAGACACAGCUAGCAAUGGGAACUUCCUCAACCAGGAUGUAGAUGAUGGCUGGCAACUUGUGGAGAACAUAGCUAACUCAAAUGGAAGCUAUGGAGAAGAGUAUGAUCGCACCAACCGGAGCUCGACCCACCACUCGAUCGAGUCAGACGAAAAGUUGAGAAAAGAUGUUAAGGCAUUGAAUGAGAAGUUGGAUAAGCUGAUCCUAGCUCAGUCCACAAUGAAGAAAGUCAACUUUGUGUCUGCUGAGGAGAUGGAACCAGUCCAAGAAGGGGAGGAUACACAAUUUGCUGAGGUGUGCUACAUGAGCAAUGGGCAAGGAGGUUACAACAAAGGAUACUAUAAUUACAAGUCCAACCCUGCCAUGUCAUACCGCAACACUGAUGUUGCUAACCCUCAGGACCAAGUAUAUCCUCAACAACAAGCAGCUCGAUCGAGUCAGGUGCCACAACAUGGGUAUGGUCAAAAGAACAAUUACCAAGGACCACAAGGCACUUUCCCUGGACAACAAAUGAAUAUCCCACCAGGCUUCCCCCACCAACCACCCCAGCCUGCACCUUCACAAGAGAAUGAGCUCAAGGCAAUGCUAAAGCAACUGCUUCAAGGGCAAGCUGAUGGGGUAGUGGACACAAGCAAGAAGCUAGCUGAAAUAAACUCUAAGAUCGAGAAUCUCAACACAAGGGUUUACUCUCUGGAGAAUCAUGCUUCUUCUGUUGCUGCUGCUACAAAGCAAGGACAACUACCUGGUAAAGCAAUUCAGAACCCCAA